This is a messenger RNA of Aedes albopictus (Asian tiger mosquito), 1496 nucleotides long. RefSeq lists its product as uncharacterized. The record is from RefSeq and is a predicted model, not a curated record. The transcript is spliced from 2 exons. The coding region runs from base 608 to 1063 and encodes 151 amino acids. Lineage: Eukaryota; Metazoa; Arthropoda; Insecta; Diptera; Culicidae.
UACCGUAAACUCCGUAUGAAGGCCACACGGAGGUACUUACUGACCAGGACGGAUACGGCGCCUCCGAGAUGUAAGAAGCUUGAGAUGCAACCGCGAGGGUUAGGGCUAUGAUGGUGAUGAAAACCUAAUGCAGAAGAGAAGGGCUGAUUGUUUGAAGGUAAGCUAAUUGCCAAACAAACUACCUUCAUGAUGAAUCUGAUAGUGAGGUAGGUUGAGAUAGCUAACGAAUGAUUGAUUGGGAAGUGAUGCUUGAACUCAAUCAGUUGCUCGUUCUCUUCGAACCACAAGCUACUAGAGUGCAAAUUUUACGGUUGAGUGGAUCCAACAGCGAUCUGAAAGCAAGGAGAUUGUGUUGUGUAAUUAUAACAGGAUGUUCAAACUAUAUGUACGCUAGCAGAAACGAUAUUUAUAUCGAAGGCGUCACAUGUAUUGUUUGAUGUGAUAUAAAAUAUAGGACGAUUUUUUCUAUUUUUCAAUCUACUUCGUUUUGUAGUCUGCAUAGUGAGACUGAAAGAAACAAAGUAUAAAUACGAUCACCAAACACUCUCUCAACAUCAGUCAACAGUUUUCCAUUUCAGCAAAUACAUACAAUAUAAAUUCUAUCAAAAUGAAGGUUUUCAUCGCCAUCAUCGCCCUGACACUUGCAGUGGCUUCCCAAGCAUCGUACAUUCCGGAGGCAGCUUCCUACUCAACCUGGCCGACUAGCAGCUCGGUAUGGCCACCAAACGGUCUCUACGGAAAAGGAUUCAACAACGGCUGGGCAUACGUUGACGGUGGCAACUGGAACACCUACCCCAGCAUCAACUCGUGGUCUCCUGCUGCUUGGUCUCCGUACGGAUACAAUAAUGGCAUCUAUGGACACAAGACCGUUGUUCAAACAAAUGUAGCCAAGUCGGCGUAUCCAUGGGGACUACCAUGGGGAACCUAUGGCAGCGCUGGAGUGUAUGGAUGGGAUCACCAGUUCCAAUCGGUUCCAGUAACGAAACAGCUUGCUACCGGUGCUGGGUCGGUUUAUGUCACACCGUCAAUCUCAUAUGCUGGAAAGAAAGUGGUUGUCGCUUGAAAAGUGGUGGAAUGCAGUGAACAAUAAACAACUCAAAAUGUACUUGUGCUUUUAAUGAUCAUUAUUUUGAUUCUUUUACAUUACCGGGAUCCAUUUUCCUGAUUAUGUUAUUUUGCAAAAUAAUAGGCUAAGAUCCAAGAUCCGCUAGCCUCGCUAAAUCACACGAAAUAACAUCACAUUACACGCCUAACUUUACCAAACACCGUAUGUAACAUUUGUAAACAAAAAGAGAUUUCCACAUGAGGCGCUGAAUUUCGUUAGGGGUUACUUGUAUCACUCACCUUUGGGGAUGAUUUGUGAAAAAAUACCCGGAUUUUUCACGUUUCUGGAAUGCUCAAUGUAUGAGUUUCCAUGGGAACAGCGAACUUCCCCUUCGAUUUUAUCCGUUCGUGAAUUUUGUUAGAUACGGUUUUUGGUAAAGUUAGGCACUAGU